GAAGGGCGCCGGGCGGCAGCGCACGGAGGAGAGGAAGGGACCGGCCGGGCGGGGAGGGGACGGGACGGGACGGGACUGGGGACAUGAACGGCUCGGCGAGCUCGCCGCUGGACAAGGAGGAGCACCCGCUGCAGCUGGGCGAGAGCUUCGAGCGGCGGCCCAAGGCCUCCUUCCACACGAUCCGCUAUGAUUUUAAGCCAGCAUCGAUUGAUACAUCUUGUGAGGGGGACCUCCACGUGGGUAAAGGAGAUGAUGUAACAAUCACUUUACCACAUAUUCCAGGUUCAACUCCACCAAUGACUGUGUUUAAAGGAAAUAAAAGGCCAUAUCAGAAGGACUGUGUGCUUAUUAUCAAUCAUGACACUGGGGAGUAUGUGCUGGAAAAACUUAGUAGCAGCAUUCACGUCAAGAAAACAAGAGCAGAGGGCAGCAGUAAGAUCCAAGCCCGAAUAGAGCAACAGUCUGCCCGAGCAUCUCAGCCUCCUUCACAGUUCAGAGCCCCAACCAAGCCAGCAAUUGGACCUAAAACUUCUCCUUUGAAAGAUAAUCCUUCACCUGAGCCUCAGCUGGAUGACAUUAAGAGAGAGCUGAGAGCAGAGGUUGAAAUUAUUGAGCAGAUGAGCAGCAGCAGUGGAAGCAGCUCAUCAGAUUCAGAAAGCUCAUCUGGGAGUGAAGAUGAAAGCUCCAGCAGUGAGGGGGAAGAGCCAGCACAUGUUUCCCCUUCCCAGCCACCACACCAGCAGUAUAACAACAGGAAUGCUGUUGCUAAUGGCACCAGCAGGCCACAAGGAAGCAAUCAGCUCAUGAAUACGCUCCGAAAUGACUUGCAGUUGAGUGAGUCUGGGAGUGACAGUGAUGACUAGAGGCUGAGCUUUUGCUGUUUCUGUUACAUAUACAUGAAGAACUAAUUUACCUUGAAGUGAUCCUAUUGCUUAUGAAGAGGAGCUGGCACAGAGAUAGUUCCCUGUGUGGAAUUUUAAUACAAGAAGUGCAUAGCCCUAUAAAAUAGCAGAUGUUGAGGGCUGGUUUACUUGGUGAAUUCAGUGUAUAUUUUGUGUAUAUUCUUAUUCUUUUAAAGCUUUAAAUAGAUAUGUACAGUGGAUAAGCCAAUACAUGUUUCUCUGUUCCUGUCCACCAUCUGUAAGUUUAAUGUGUACCUGUAUCAUGUCAUCUAAAAAGUUCUUGUUUGUAGAAGAUAUUCAGCCCAUCAUGACUUUAUGGGGGACUUUUGUAUAUAGGGUAAGCAUGAGCCAACAAGGAGUUUAAAAAAACAUGCAGGAGCUAGUGUGUGCACUGAAGUGGGACUGUCGUAAAUUAAGUUUCAAUACUAAGUUGAUUUCUUUGGUUUGGGACUUUUCUAAUGUCUUUUUAUUGCUGUUUAGGGUUGAUUUAAUGGACUUACUUUUAAACAGUUGGAAAAUAGAAAUCAUAAAACCACGUUCAUCACAAACCUUGCUGCACCAGUGCCUUAUAAGCAGGUUUUUUAAAUAGUGCUUCAAUUCCUGCCACCUUUCCUAUAGGGAGCAAUAGUGAAACCUCCUCAGAUUGCUUUUGCAAACAAGAGCUGUAUUUCACAUACAGCCAACUGUACCCCAAGGGCAGUUACUCUAGCAAGAUGAAGGAUAUACAUCAGUCACCUGAACACAUCAAAAUAAGAACCAGAUCAGCAUUUUCUUUUGCAACUGAAGUGUCUCAUUUAACUCGGACAUUAAGACCUAGUCUUCAGAAAUGUUUAGGAGCCCAGUUACCAGUGAAAUUGCAGUGUCACAAAAAUAAGAUACUGGACUUAUUGAAAUUGUAAGACCAGAGCCUUCUUCACAGUUUCCUAGAGAAUGCAGAAAGAAGAGAUGACUAAACAAUUAACUGUGAAACAGCAGAAGUCUCUCUCCCACCACAGUUGUCCAGGUAGACUUUAGUCCAUAUUGUUUGUUGGAUGGGAUCUCUGUGCUUGGCAGGAAUACAGAGAACAUGAAAUAUUUGCCUAGGGUGAAAUUCACCCCUGUUUAAGGGGGUUUAAAGGGUGCUUAGUUGGAUUAUCAUUAACUUUUUUUGCUUGCAUGGAAAAUGAGUGCCACAGGCAGCUUCUUAUAGCUUGAACACCAAGCUGACUUUUUAAAACCAAAAUUCAACUGACAUAGGACAAGUGGUGCUGUAGUUGUGGUGUAAUCCAGGGGAAUAGGAAGCUGAACUGGAUGCCUCUCCAUUUUUAAGUGUCUGCUUUGCACUGCUUUUGUCUUUCUGUUAGUUUGUGUUUUAAUGCCUGUUUGUUUACUGAGCUCUUUCCUUUUUUUUUUUUUUUUUAAGGUGUUGAAGAACAAGGCGACAUUUGAAGGGAGAUUUUAUUAAAUGGUUUAUUUUUUUGCAUAAGAUACAUAUUUGUGCAUAUUUUUGCAUCAUUGUACAUACAUUUAAAAAUACUUGGUUUUUUAAAAGUCUUUUGUGAUGUGGGUACAUAUUUUAACAGACAAUUAUGAAAUAUACUUGAUGGAAAGCCAGAA
Molecule: messenger RNA, 2498 nt
Organism: Harpia harpyja (harpy eagle)
Lineage: Eukaryota; Metazoa; Chordata; Aves; Accipitriformes; Accipitridae
Gene: EAF1
Product: ELL associated factor 1
Exons: 6
Coding region: 84-863 (259 amino acids)
Biological process (GO): positive regulation of DNA-templated transcription; regulation of transcription elongation by RNA polymerase II
Cellular component (GO): super elongation complex
Molecular function (GO): transcription elongation factor activity
Source: RefSeq, a predicted model, not a curated record